Messenger RNA from Paraglomus occultum, 1107 nucleotides. The record is from the annotation of a GenBank genome assembly. NCBI's taxonomy places the organism in Eukaryota, Fungi, Glomeromycota, Glomeromycetes, Paraglomerales, Paraglomeraceae.
AUGCAAAUAUCUCCUCAACAACGCAUAGCUCCUUAUGCCCAUCACCAGCAAUUUACACAACCAUCUACAUUGUCUAUAUCACCAUCACAGCAACAACCCCCAUUAAUAUAUCCUUCUCCAUUACACUAUCAACAACAUCACUCUCACGCAAAUUCUCAUCAACGGCCCACUCAAACUCAACGUUCCCAACAACCUCUUCAGCCUCGACCAACUCUACGUUUUACCGGCCCUAUUCGCGGUGGCACUCCAAUGAACACGGUCGAGCAGUUCGUGACUGUCACUCCCGAACUGAAUAGCAAGUCUACCAGGAAACGCCGUAGGCCACCUUAUUCAUAUUCUUCGUUGAUUGCCCAGGCGAUAUUGAGUUCGCCAGAGAAGAGACUGACAUUGAAAGAAAUUUACAAAUGGAUUAUGGACAAAUAUCCGUCCAUGUACAAGCCCGAUGACACAGGUUGGCAGGCAAGUAUUGUGAACACGAUUCGCCAUAAUCUCUCCUUGAACAGAUGCUUCAAGCGAGUCCCACGAUCAGACACAGAACUAGGUCCAGGAACCAACAGCUCAAAAGGAAAAGGGGGUUACUGGACAAUAGACCCAGAACACAUGCAUUCAUAUCAUGAUGGUGUCUUUGCUAGAGGAGGCGUACAACGACGUCGUCCAGGUGAAACGACCUCAUCCACCGCUGCUUCCUCUCCCCAAUCUGCAGUCGUAGGAGACGACGAUGCUUCCGAUGCUUCCGAUGCUGACGAUGCCUCAGAUUGUGCCCAAUCCGAUUCGGCAAGACAAUCGAAAUCAUCUCCUGCUCCUACUAAUGAUACGUACAGUGACGGAGCUUUGUCUCCGUUAACUCCCGAAUCCAAUUCGCCUCCAUCACCGAUAUCGAUGACCGGUCAGUUGGGGUUAGAAAAGGAGAAGAAUAAUUCGCAUAUAGAUGUGGGUAAUCGUGACGUAUUCCAUAACGACGGGUUGAAUGUAAAUAAUAAUAUAGAUCAAAUAGACGUUUGGGGAAAAAAGAAAGUUGAAGUGAGAUCAUGCGGGAACGGGGAUAAGAAAAAAGACAAAGACGAUUCCUCCAAAGGGGCGAUGCUUAUUCGAAAUUUGUUAAAUUAA